Molecule: messenger RNA, 1623 nt
Organism: Solanum dulcamara
Lineage: Eukaryota; Viridiplantae; Streptophyta; Magnoliopsida; Solanales; Solanaceae
Product: transcription factor BC1-like
Exons: 8
Coding region: 93-1151 (352 amino acids)
Biological process (GO): regulation of DNA-templated transcription
Cellular component (GO): nucleus
Molecular function (GO): DNA-binding transcription factor activity; protein dimerization activity
Source: RefSeq, a predicted model, not a curated record
AACCUGACCCUUUGAGAUUUUCUCAGACCCAUUCUUGACUUACUACCUCUGUUUUCAUUGAGAAUUCCAAAGCAAAUCAUAAACUAAAAAAGAUGUCUGCUUUUUCAUCACACCAAUUACAAUACAAUAACCCUUUUGUUCUUGAUUCAGUAUUUUUGCCAAGUUCUCCUAUUAAGAUGUCUGGCCUUUUUGAGGAACCAAACAAUCCUUGUAUAGUACAGAAUUGUUUUCCUCAAUUUUACCAACAACAAUUCCCUGCCAAUAAUGUAAUUGUUCAUGAAAAUAGCUUUUGCCUUCACCAAACCACAAAUGUUAGCCAUGAUGAGCCUAAUUCUGUACACACUAACAAAAGUAGCAGCAGUAUAAGCUUAGAUAUGGAUUCUUCCUCUGUUACUGAUAAAAUUGAAAGUGGGAAUAAUAAUAAUAAUAAUAAGUCUAAUGUUACUCCUAUGGACAAGAAAAGAAAAUUCAGAGAAGGGUCUUCUUCUAUGACUUCUGCUCAUUCUAAGAAUGUAAAACAGAGUGAUAAUGGGAAAAAGAAGAAAAUCAAUAGCAAAUUAGUAGCUAAAGAUGAGAAGAAAGCUAAUGAAGAAGCACCAACAGGCUACAUUCAUGUUAGAGCAAGAAGGGGCCAGGCAACUGAUAGCCAUAGUCUUGCUGAAAGGGUAAGGAGAGAAAAAAUAAGUGAAAGGAUGAAGAUAUUGCAAUCUCUUGUUCCUGGUUGUGACAAGGUAACUGGAAAGGCCCUUAUGCUGGAUGAGAUAAUCAAUUAUGUCCAAUCUUUGCAAAACCAAGUUGAGUUUCUCUCAAUGAAACUUACUUCUUUGAAUCCAAUGUACUAUGACUUUGGAAUGGACUUAGAUGCACUCAUGGUAAGACCUGAUGACCAGAGUUUGAGUGGCUUGGAGACACAAGUGGCAAAUAUUCAGCAAGGUAGCACAACUACUACAUCACAGGCAGCUGAAGUUAUUGUUAACACUAAUAGUGGCUAUCCAGUUUUGGAUAAUUCAACAUCACUCAUGUUUCAACAAGCCCAUUUCCCUAAUUCUAUUCCUCAGGGUAAUGGACAGCUCUUAUGGGGUGCAGAUGACCAAAGACAAAAAAUAAUAAAUCAGUCGGGAUUCAUCAAUAACUUUUGUUCUUUCCAUUAAUGUAGCACCAGGCCCCUCCUGCCCUGCCCUACACAACAUUUGGGAGAUCCACUAAACCUGACAAUAGCUAGCUAGCUAGCCUCUAGUAUAUAAUAACCUGUGCAUGGAGAUUAUAUUGUAAAAUCACCCUAUUAUCAAGAAAUUAAAUGAAUGGAAGCCAAAAGAGUACUUAGAAGUCAUCAGCUAGCUGAAGGAAGAAUUAUUUGAGACAGAUCUUUUUGGGAGAUCCUUUUGAUUAUUGGUUGUGUCCAAUAUUUGACUUAUAAUUACUGAAUCUAUUGCAAGCACAACUUCCUAGAGCCAUGUGAUGAUGAUGGUGGUGCGUGGUUAAAAUCCUAGCUUAGCUAGAUUAGAGAGAAAAAAAUGUACUAUUUUUUUUUACAUCUUCUUCAUCUUGUAUUACCAUGUGUACUUAGUUAUGAUAAUAUGAUUGUUGCUUUAAUUAAUGAUGUUAUCUUUAAUUUUUAUGUUA